This is a messenger RNA of Sphaeramia orbicularis (orbiculate cardinalfish), 1411 nucleotides long. RefSeq names its product corticotropin-releasing factor-binding protein-like. Gene Ontology annotation, molecular function: corticotropin-releasing hormone binding. Lineage: Eukaryota; Metazoa; Chordata; Actinopteri; Kurtiformes; Apogonidae. Gene Ontology annotation, biological process: negative regulation of corticotropin secretion; hormone-mediated signaling pathway; negative regulation of corticotropin-releasing hormone receptor activity. The transcript is spliced from 7 exons. The record is from RefSeq and is a predicted model, not a curated record. Bases 79 to 1047 code for a protein of 322 amino acids.
AAGCUGCCAGCUCUCCGGCAGCAGCUCCGUUAUUCUCCCUCUGCUUCAGGAAAGCGUUUCCAGAGACAGUCUGACAGCAUGCCUCUGCUUCUGCGUGCACAGCUGCUCCUCUUCCUCAUCUCCCUCUCAUCCUGGAUGGGGCUCAGCCGCUACAUUGAGGACAAUGAACCUUCAGAUGGAUUAUAUUCUCUUCUCAGUUUGGAGCAGAAAAGAGAGUCAGAGGAUUUUAUUUUCCGCCGACCUCUCAGGUGCUUGGACAUGUUGGCCACCGAAGGCUUGUUCACCUUCGUUGCGUCUCAGCCACAGUUGGCCUGCGCCGCCUUUGUCAUCGCUGAACCCAGUGAGGUCAUAAGUCUGGAGCUGUUUGACGUCAACAUCGACUGCAACGCCGGAGAUUUCAUUAAGAUGUUUGAUGGCUGGGUUCUGAAGGGAGAAAAGUUCCCCAGCAACCUCGACCACCCUCUGCCGAUGCACCAGCGCUACACAGACUACUGCUCCUCAACAGCAGCUGGGGCCAGCAGCCGCUCAGCUCAGAAUGUCGCUAUGGUCUUCUUCCGGAUUCACAGCCAUGACAGUGGCUUCACCCUUAAUGUCAAAAAGCUACACAACCCUUUCCCUUGUAACAUCAUGUCUCAGAGUCCGGAGGGCAGCUUCACCAUGGUGAUGCCACAUCAGCGCAGGAACUGCAGCUUCUCCAUCAUCUAUCCUGUAGAGAUCCGACUGACAGAGCUGAGCUUGGGGCAGGCCAGAAGCAAUGAGCUGGUCCCACAGAGGCAGGUGUGGUCAGGCUGCUCAGGGUCAGGUGACUAUGUGGAGCUGUUAGGAGGGAACGGGGUGGAUACAUCCCACAUGUCCCCGGUGGCUGACCUCUGUUUCUCCCACAGUGGCCUCGCCCAGAUGAAGAUUGGUUGUGAUAACUCAGUGGUCAGGCUGGUGUCCAGUGGGAACUAUAUCAACCGUGUUUCCUUCCAGUACCGACUACUGGAACGCAGUGAGCUGCCCAAAACCCAAGAGAACAGUUUGGAUAACUUCUGCUCUGUGGAAUGAGAUCAAACGCACCAACAUGCACACUCACAAAUCAAAAUGUCAAGUCUGUAAAAUAAUGGUUUCAUGAAAAUAUCUCAUUUGACUAAUGUCAUUGAUAAAUAUUUUGUAUUGUUUAUGCCAAAUAUUUUAUUUAGUAUCCUAAUUAUGAUAGCAUAUUUAUUUUUUAAAAAAUGGUUUAUUAAUCUCUUUCUUCAUAAGAAUGAUGAAUGAUGGGGAUUUAGCUGUUUUUUUUUUUCAGUUACUUGUUAUGAAAUUCUGUAAAAUGUUUCUUGGAAAACCAUUGCUUUCAAAGAAAUGGUUUUCUGCUUUCACUACUGUUUAUAUUGCCUUUGAAAUUGAAAAAUAAACAUUACUUGCAUGUUAA